Messenger RNA from Pseudo-nitzschia multistriata, 1299 nucleotides. The record is from the annotation of a GenBank genome assembly. NCBI's taxonomy places the organism in Eukaryota, Bacillariophyta, Bacillariophyceae, Bacillariales, Bacillariaceae.
CCGGAAAAAUACGGUGCAAUACACUUCCGGUCGUCGUUUCUGUUGAUCGUGAUACUAUUAAGCGGUAAAAGAAUCCUGCAUCAUAGCUUUGGCUUCAUCCAUGCCGAUAGAAUAGCCGUGAUAAUGAAUAAUAUUUCGAGACGUUUUGUAUCGUCGGGGAGCCUCUUUACGAAACGAAUCCAAUCCGUGGCCGGUACAAAUGGUGGUAGUGUGACAUCCGCUGUCCGCUUUCCGUCUUCGUUGGAACGCGAACAUUGCCAACAACAUCGUCGUGGGUUUGGGUCUGUGGAUAUUCCCCACCGGCAGGGGUUUUCGGUGGGCAUGGUAUCUAAUUUGGCAUCGUCCCUCUCGUCUUUCAGAAUCAGUAGGGGUUUUUCUUCGAAUGCAACGCCAGAAUCAAACGACAACGAUGAUCAGCAGCAACAAGAACAGCAGCUGCAGAACCAGAUUUUGUCGCCUACUACCCCAACCAUGUUUACAGACAGGGACUCGGGCGAACAAUACGGUGUUGUUCUCGAUACACGAAAACUCCCCAAACUGAAACCAAGUGUCGUUAGAAGACGAUUGGACAAAUGCAAAACGUAUGUUGGUCGGGAACAAUCCAUUCGCCACUCUCCCUGGAAACUGAACCGGAUCUGCCAGCUGGCGGCGGGUCUCACACUGGAGGAGGCCCUGACACAGCUAAAAUUUCUCGACAAAAAAAAUGCCGAUUUGGUAGCCAAAGUACUGAAGCGAACCAGCAAUCUAGCGGACAUUCGUGACGGUCUUCAGAUUUCUCAACUGGAAGUUGCGGAAUGCUUUGCUACGAGAUCGCUCAUGCUCAGACGCAUCAAACCGAUGGGCCGAGGGAGGUAAGUGAAUGAUUCGCACUGAGUUUGAGUUUCUCCCUGGUACAUCAAUGUCUACGUUCGGAAUUGAACCGCAAGCCCUUCCACGCAAUACAUCUCAUGAUGGCCCUUCCUUUUGGUGAAUGAACAAAUCAAUAAUCGCUCGAACCGCACUGCAAUGUCAAUGGAAUCGCAAUUUAUUGUAGACACGGUGUGAUGCACCACAAAUUUUCCCACAUUCGAGUCGUCUUGAGAGAAAUCGAUUUCCCACUCCGAAUUUAUCAGCAAAAAUCCCUGAAUCAGAAAAAGAAGUGGAUGCUUCACCAACAACGUGCCCAAAAUGAUGCACAGGCCGCCAUGGCCAAGCGAGAAGAAUUGGAACGCCUCGAGAAACAACAACAGGCCCAACUCGAAGAGCGCAAGAAAGCUGCGAGGAAGCAAUAAAAAUACGAUCUAAAUUUACACGCGGAGA